UACAGCUCUGCCGGAACAUUUAACACACUCAUACACACUGGCACAGUUACAAGCGGUUGGGAUCCUGCUACAUGAGUCGAGGCAGAUUGUGUGAGAGAGAUAGACAGAGAGAAAGAGCGAUACAUGCCAGCAGCAGCAGCAGGUUGAUUUAAGGAACGCACCAAAAAGGAAAGACAUAACGCGGAGAAAAUAUUUGGAGCACCUGUCCCUGUCGUGUUAUUAUUUUGUUGCGUUGCCAUAUUAAUCUGGAAAGUUCCUAGAAUCCGAUUCAUUUGUAAUCGUGCGGUAGGACUCCGGGUGCCAAAUGCUUCUACAUCCGCUGAUGAACGGGGCCCUGGAAAUCAUGCAUCCCAGCAGUAUUCAAAAAGACACUACUUUCACCAAGAUCUUUGUCGGUGGUUUGCCUUACCACACGAACGACGCGUCGUUGCGAAAAUAUUUCGAGGCUUUCGGCGACAUAGACGAAGCGGUGGUGAUAACGGACAGACAGACCGGGAAAUCUAGAGGUUACGGCUUUGUCACUAUGACGGACCGGGGGGCGGCGGAGAGGGCCUGUAAAGACCCCAACCCCAUCAUCGACGGCAGGAAGGCCAACGUGAACCUGGCCUACCUGGGGGCCAAGCCUCGGAGUAUGCAGACAGGUGAGGAGCACGCUGGCCUCUCCAUCGGAGUGCAGCCCAUUCACCCUGCGCUUGUCCAGAGGCAGUAUGGGCUGGCCCAGCAGUACCUCUACCCCCAGGCCUUCGUGCAGCCCAGCCUGGUGCUGCCCUCCCAGGUGUCCGGCUCGGUGGGCUCCAGCCCCUACCUGGACUACAACACGGCCGCCGCCUACUCCCAGUACGCCCAGGCCGCCUUCGACCAGCACUACCCCUACGCCCCCUCGCCCGCCAGCUUCAUGGGCUACGCCUACGCCCCCGGCUCCGCCUCCUCCGGGACCAGCUCUGCCGCCGCCGCCACGGCCGCCGCCGCCUCCAGCCUGGCGGCCAUGCACGCCAGCCUGGCCUCCUCCGGCGCCGCCGGCCAAUCACAGGCCUUCCUCCACUACCCCCCGCAGCAGCACGUCCAGCCCGAGCGCAUGCAGUGAGCGCGGGGGGGGGGGGGGGGGGGGGUCGACUGGCGGGCCGGAGACGCGCGGCGGACGGUCGGUUCUGAGGCUUCAGAACGCAGCGGGGACACUGUUAGCGUGUCCUUCAGCGGGGGGGUCUUCAGGCAUAGGGAGAAGACUAUUGCACUAUACCAUCAGGACAAGUACCUCCUCCAUAGGGCGAAGGGGUUGAGGGGGGCGGGGUUUAGAGGCCAUGCCUGGGCUGGUUGAGGAUACAAGGGGUCUGUAGGGAAGCUGUAUGGAUGUGUGUGUGUGUGUGUGUGUGGGUGUGUGUGUGUGUGCGUGCGUAUGGAUGUACGUAUGGAUGUGUGUGUCUGUGUGUGUGGAUGUACGAAUGUAUGGAUGUGCUUCAAAGGGCUUUUGGAAACCUUUUUUCUUUUUGUAUAAUCAUUAUCAUGGUCUUUCUAUUAUUCUAUAAAUGUCGUUAUCCAUGUUUAUUUACCCUGUUCUUAUCAAUGUAUGUAUCGUUAUUAGUUUUUCUGCUCCACCAGCAGAAUCCCAGAGUGAGUCCUGUGGUCUCCUCGAUACGAGAGAACUCACGAGCAGGUACACAGCUUGUGCUGCUCUGGGACAAUGGAGACACGAAACGGGGUUAGAGAGAUAAGUGGGGCGGGGCGGGGAAAGACAAUUGCUUUGGAUAGGAAGGGAGACACACACACACACACACACACACACACACACACACACACACACACACACACACACACACACACACACACACACACACACACACACACACACACACACACACACACACACACACGCAGAGACACACAGAGACACACGCAGAGACACACACACACACACACACAGAGACACACACAGAGACACACACACACAAAGAGUAACACACACACACACUUUUUAUCUCAAGCCUUUCUCCAAUUUUUAUUAAAGAGGCCUUAUAAAAAAAUAAACGUUUUUACUAAAGAUUUCACACUUUUUUUUUGUUUUAACCAGCACUCCUUCGCCUUGCAGCAGAAUUAAAUAAAGUGCAUCCCAUAAUGAACCAGAUCCCUAGUGACACUAGUGUGUCCCAUUAUUCAGAGGUUCUGGAUGGUUCUGGAGGAGGGAGGGUCUGCAGUGCUGUGGUACGUUCUGUCAGGUAGCGGACACUGAGCUAAGACACCAGUGCGUUUCUAUAAAUGUCCUUCUUAUGUUCUUGUAUUUUUAAACUGUUAAUCUGUCACUCUCCAAAGGUCAUUCAUUGUACAGCAUUUUUAUAAAUGUUUCAGUUAAACAAUAUUUAUGAGUAGGUAUUUAUAGGAGAUUCUAAGUUAAAAUGCUUAUUUUUUUGUGUUAUUACAAUUUGUGGCACUGAAGGUGUAGCCCUCCCAGGCUGACCUCUGAAUCCACAGGGACAAUUUUUGUAUAUCAGCCUAGUUUCUAUCCAGAUGUCAUGUCGGGGAACAUUUCUGUGGGUAAAAACAGCAGCUAGGAGGCUCUUGUAGGGCUCUCAUGCUGAGACACAAAUGCUAGAUUUGUUUCAAUAAGAUGUCCAUUCAAGGAAGCCAUACCAAAAAAAAUAAAAUAAAGACUUUGUAUUGUAAAGAUUAAUGCUUAAUGUUUAUUUAUUUACAACGGUUAGUCUAUGGUGUUAGAGCGGUCAGCCGUAUGAUGUGGGUUGUGUGUCUGUGUGUUUGGGUGUUUUUCUGUUUGUGUGUUCACCUCUUAUCAGGGCUGUGGUGCUGGUGUGUGGGGAGGGGCAGGUAUAGAUGCAGGAGGCCCACUCUUUAUAUGUACACACAUAUACAAAUACACAUACACCCCCCGCUUGUAUAAGGAAUGAAAUGGAAGAAGCCAACCAGAGUUUGUGAGCAACUUGUUUAGUAGCUUUACUUCUUGGUAGGUUAUUCAUGGGACCGGCUCAGCUAGUGUUUAAGCUUGAGCCACAUGGAGGAGGAAAUGAUAACCCACUUUUGACUCGGACUCAGUAAUUUUUUUUAAAAACAAUAUAUUCACAGCUCAAUACAAUUACACCUAUGUAAUUGAGUUAAAUUAAAAGUCACUGUUAAGUAGGCCUACACAACCUAGCUCUUCGAGCAUUCACCGGCCAAUAGGCAAUUCAAACUGGUAAUGCAUAGAACUACUUCGAGAAAUAUUUGACUUGCAAAUGACCAGAAUAAUAAUUCAAGUCGGUGUAAUGAAAAUCCACAAGUGGAUGAUUAUGGA
This is a messenger RNA of Gadus chalcogrammus (walleye pollock), 3277 nucleotides long. RefSeq names its product RNA binding motif protein 38 (gene rbm38). Bases 305 to 1084 code for a protein of 259 amino acids. NCBI's taxonomy places the organism in Eukaryota, Metazoa, Chordata, Actinopteri, Gadiformes, Gadidae. Gene Ontology annotation, cellular component: cytosol. The transcript is spliced from 4 exons. The record is from RefSeq and is a predicted model, not a curated record. Gene Ontology annotation, molecular function: RNA binding.